This is a messenger RNA of Eimeria necatrix, 1449 nucleotides long. RefSeq names its product alpha/beta hydrolase fold domain containing protein, putative. Bases 1 to 1449 code for a protein of 482 amino acids. Gene Ontology annotation, molecular function: hydrolase activity. The transcript is spliced from 9 exons. The record is from RefSeq and is a predicted model, not a curated record. NCBI's taxonomy places the organism in Eukaryota, Apicomplexa, Conoidasida, Eucoccidiorida, Eimeriidae.
AUGUACACUCUCAUGGCGAAUUUCAUGUCUCGUCCCCAGUACCUUUAUCAUCUGCACAAUAUUGCUCACUUCCGUGAGCGUUCAGACCUAGCCAUGGGCGAUUUCAUGAUGCGCGAGUCUCAGCCUAUUGCUUUUCGCGUCUCAUGGGCUCUUCAAGCGUCUUACACGUCCUAUGCUGACGAAAAUGGAACCGAAGACUGGGCAGUGGCUCCUCGAAAUCCCCCCGAUGCCCUUGCAUAUGACGAAGUGUACACCAAGCGCCAACUGCAAGCUCCUACAGACCCUGAGUCUGUCAUCAUCAGAAGGCCUCAAUCGUUGCCCCAAGGUGUUCCAAGUCAGCUAAUGCCACCGCACCCUUUAGACACAACAGACGCUGCUCAGCUGGAAAAACCGACUUAUGGCAAGCAUGUGGACACGAUUACCGUGCACUUGUAUGUGCCAAUAACGUGCUCUGAGGCGCCAGACCUGCAGUCUCCCCGUAGUGUUCCAGAUGUUUGCAAAGAGGGCCAUGAAGAGCUUCUCCGCAGAAGUAGUGCGGCUAGACGGAUUAGCGGGACUACUGCCUAUAGGAUCCAUGUUGAAUCUCUCCACUUCGUGAACGCAGAAAAGAGCGUUCACCACGCGGAAGUCCAUAAGCAUUUACGGCCCGUACUCAUAUUCCUGCAUGGUGGCGGUCUGGUGGCCCUUUCAACAGCAGCUUAUGACAAACUUGUGCGACGAAUGACGAACCUCAUUGGAGCCGCUAACGGAGUGGUUGUCUCGAUUGACUACAGACUUUCGCCAGAACACAAAUUUCCAAUUCCCAUGGAAGACUGCCUUAACGCCAUUAACUUUGUUGUUCAGCAUGCAGAAGAGCUCGGCAUCGACAGCAGCAAGCUAGCUCUUAUUGGAGACAGUGCCGGUGGCGCUUUGGUGGCAUCCGUAUUAGCGGAGGCAUUGAGGCUUCCCCAGAGAUACCCGUGGGUGCGCAGCGUCCGCCAUGCGGCUCUUGUAUAUCCAUCGCUUUGCCGAGGAUGCCCAACUAGAAGUCAUUUGCUGUAUGGCGACAAAAACACACUAAGAAAUGAUAUUUGGUUUGCAUUUGCGCACACGCAAACGCUGGGCCCGGUGUGGGACUGGCGACAGAUCCCGUUCGCGAUUCCUGUGAAGAUUCUUUCUCAGUUUCCACCUACAAGCUUGAUUCUUUUCACCCAUGACAUACAGUACGAAACUGGUGUUCUCUUUCAUGAGAAGCUUAGGAGAGCCGGGGUUCCAACAAGCUUAUUCAUCGCUCCAGGAGUGCAUGCCUUCUUCGGGUCCGACGCUUGGAGCUCAUUCGGGGUCCGUGCAGUCGAAUGGACAAUUCAGCGUAUUUUGGCCCACUUGUGCAGUGGACCUUCGGUUCAGCAAUCCCCAAAUAAGUUGCCUACUGAGACCAACUAUGAUAUGGCUCCUAAGGAAGUCUCAUAG